This is a messenger RNA of Planococcus citri (citrus mealybug), 588 nucleotides long. Its product is annotated as heat shock 70 kDa protein-like. The coding region runs from base 1 to 588 and encodes 195 amino acids. The record is from RefSeq and is a predicted model, not a curated record. Lineage: Eukaryota; Metazoa; Arthropoda; Insecta; Hemiptera; Pseudococcidae. The transcript has 2 exons. Gene Ontology annotation, cellular component: cytoplasm. Gene Ontology annotation, molecular function: ATP-dependent protein folding chaperone; ATP binding.
AUGAGACCGCCUGCUAUACAUAACAAAACAGACGCUCGUGGUUUAUUCGGGGGAAAGACGUUGAACAAAGCUGUCAAUCCGGAUGAAGCUGUAGCCUACGGUGCCGCCGUUCAAGCUGCCAUACUUAACGGCGACAAAUCGAAUAUCGUGCGGGAUUUAGUGUUGAUAGACGUUACGCCAUUGUCAUUAGGUAUUGGUUCUGGAAGAUACUUUGAUCACAUGAGUGUGGUCAUUAAACGUAAUACACCCAUCCCAGCCAGAAUAACGGAUGUUUUCUACGCGCUAGACGAUUAUCAAACUGAAAUACGUUUCCCAGUUUACGAAGGCGAGUAUCCUGAAACGAUGUAUAACCAUUUACUUGGCGAAUUCAUACUUGAGGGUAUCCCUUGCGCACCUGCUGGUGAAGUGCAAGUCGAUGUGACUUUUGAAAUCGAUUCCGACGGUAUUUUAAACGUAACCGCUGUCGAAAGAUCAACCGGUAAUUUCAAUCAAAUUAGCAUUAGGCGGGAUGACGGUCAUCUUACUCAGGAGGCAAUUGACUAUAUGGUUCAAGACGCUGAAAGAUGCCUGGAGACCAUGAUGCUGUGA